UGCUGCCUGUGGGCAAGGUCUGGAGGAGGGGGGAGUUCAGGAAGGGUGGAGGAGGAAAGGGGAAAGAAUUCCUUGCCAAAGGCUGAGGAUUGCAGGGAAGUGGACCAAGCAAUAGCCUGGUGCAGCAGCCAUGAGCUGAGACAGCGAGCUCUCUGAGAGCUGUCUCCAUCAGCACUUUGGUGGAGUUGGGUUUUGCACAAUGGAGUGGAAAUGGUGCAUGUGGAUGCACUACUGUGUAAGCUUGGCUGUGUGGUCCUAUUUGCUACCUCGGGGAUGGACUUGUAUCUCUGAAGGCUAGUGUCUUCUUCACUUAGCAUGCAGAAUUUGAGUCCUAGUGGAUGAACAUCAAUACAGUUCUUCCACUGGGGGUGAUGAAGGCAGCACUUGCCAGGUCCAUCACAUCAGAGGGUGCUAUGUUGCACUGCAGCAUGAAAGUCAGUGUACUUCUACACCAGCUAGGGACCCAUCGCAGGCACAUUCAAGAAAGAACUGAAGGAAAACAGAUCUUCAGAGCUGGGCUCCUGGGUUGCCUGCUGCAGUGGUUUUGCUGCACCAAUGUCCCAGCAAAGCUGUGGUUGUACCAUCGGAGACCUCAUAUCUGGCAUUUUUUAUGAGGAGGAGGGAAAAUCCAUCAGGCAUGCCUGAAACAGGUGGUGGGGCAAUCCCAGGCAUGCUGCUAAGCAGCAGGUCCGGGUUAAACACUGCUCCUUUGGUGCGUGAAACCCUUGUUAAUAUUAACGAGAUUGUGUAACACAGCCUGCGGUUAGGGGAUCGUUAGGGGAUCGUUGGAGGAUUGUAAAGCGUUCCAGGAACAGGGAAACACUUGGGGUGGGGGCAUUGUGGUCACUGCUGUUGCCUGGUCCCUUUUCUGCGUUUCCAGUGGUGCAGAAACUUGGUCUGGUUUAGCUGAGGUUACUUCAUGCAACAGAGCCUCACCUGCAAGAGAUGUGUGCUGCUCCCCUGCAGAUCUACGCAAUUUGCAGCUAUGAGUCAGGGCUAUAUUUAGACCUAUAUAUACAUGUAUACGUACCUACCUACUCAGGUAUAUACACCUUGUCUGAUGCAAGGAAUUGGGUUGACACUGCAGUGCUGCUAAUGGUAUAGAUAUCACAGCACUGUUAGUGCUCUCCACUGGCUGCACAAGCACGGAAAGGAAGGGGCUUUGCUCACCCAGUGUUUGUAGGUGCAUGUCAAAGAAGGUGAUAAAUGAGCAGAGCCUGUGUUUAGCUUCAUGUCAGGCAUUGGAAGGCUUUCGAACUGGGAGGCAGUGGCGUGAAAGGACUUGGUGUCAGCAGGGCAGGAGGAGACCCCUCCUCAGGGAACAGGAGGGGACUUUUCAAGCCCAUUGAUGGCCCUGCAUAUGCUGAGCAGAAUGGAGAGCAGAUGGCAUUGUGAGGAUGCGGGAAGCAGAAGCCCUUUUCAGCCAUGGCAAUGCUGGCAGCACUCCCAGCACUCACCAUUCCGCCUGACACCUUCCGCUUCCAGCCACGGCAUGUCAGCGUGGAUUGGCAUCGCCUCGGUGCCGUGGAUGUGGAGCAAGUAGCACAGGAGGGGGACGUGGCUGCGCUGCAGGAACACAUCACCGACAUCACCUUCUGUAACCUGGCUGGGGAGAAAUGUCCUCACUGCAGGCAGCCGGCUGACCCCAUGCUGCUGAAGGUGCUGAGGCUGGCCCAGCUGAGCAUCGAGUACCUGCUGCACUGCCAGCAGCGCCUGGCUGACAGCCUGACUGUACAUGCCCAGCAGCUGCAGGACGCCCAUGCCCAGCUGGCCCGUGCCCAGGGCCUGGCAUCAGAACAGACAGUGAGGCUCCGGGGUGAGAAGGAGGAGAGCAGGAGGUGGAAGAAGCUGGUGGCCACCCAGCUCCUCCUGCAAGCCAGCCCCAGUGACUACUGCAAGGUGUGUGGAGGAAGGGUUGAGAGGGCUGGCUUGGGAGAUCCCAGAGAUUCAUGUGUCCUGAGAGAUGCCUGUGCCAGGGCAACUUGGGACAUCCUGUGGCCAAGUGACAGACUUCUGGUGGCUAUUGGUUUUGGUGCCCAUUUGGGUUUUUAUCCUCCCACUGAAGUUUUCACACCUUUUCAGCAGAAACCUGCUGGUCGUGCCUCCUUAUCCACUUCUUCUCCAUUGCCAAAUGAACCUGCUCAUUUGCUCCCAGAGAGUAAAUCCCACCCAAACUUGGUGGCCCAGGUUCACACAACCUGCAAGAACCUGAGGCUGGAACAGAGCCUGCUACAGUGCCACCUCUGUGACAAAGCCUUCAUGAGCAAUGCCCUCCUGCAAGCCCACAUGCAGCGCUGGCACCCAGAGGAGGGUGAGCACUGGAGAGGUUCCCAACAACUUAGUAUUUCUAAGUGGAUGCUCGGUGCUUUUCAGGGUGCUGCUGGAGCAGGCAGAUCACACCCUCGCUCACGGUGUCUCUGCUCCCCAAGCUUUGCAGAGACCAAGAAGGUGGAGCAGAUGGAGGAGGAGGUUGAGGAGUUGAAGGCAAAACUGCGCAAGAUGCAGCAGCAGCUGUCAGCAGGGAGGGAGGCAGAGAAGCUGCACAGGGAGCAGGAGGAGGAGAGAGCUCUUCAGCGGGAAGUGGAGGGCAGAAGAGAUUUUGAAAGGUGGAAGGAGGAGGAGAGGAUGAAGCUGCACGUGGAGAUGGAUGGCCUGAAGCAGCGCUUCCUCACCGAACUGCAAGAUGCUGCCAGAAGGAGCAGUGCUAUGGAAGGGAAGCUGCAGGAGCUGCAGGCCAAAGCAGCAAUGAUGUCUUGCCUGGGGAACCUGCAGGAUGAUGACUCUGAGCUGAAAAGGACAGCAGUGCGGACCAAGCUGCUGUCUGCAAAUAAGCCUGAAGUGACGCAGCAUGUGACCAAAGUGGUGGUUUCUGAAGAGUCCUCAGAAGGAGACACAAUGGAUGAUGCCCAGGGUGGGAAGAGGCAGCUGCUGGAAGCCCUGUGGAGAAAACCAAACCUCCUGAAGAAGUUUCGGCGCAUCCUGGAAGAAGCAAUGGAGGAAAAGCUGGAGAGCAUGGGGGUCAGCAGGGUUGCAAAGGGGAUCUCCAACCAGACCUACCAACACCUCUGGGCUGUGCUCAGGCUUCAGCAGCACCAGAAGGCUAAGAACACUCCUGGUCUGUUCCACAUAAGGGAUGAGCUGAUCCAAGUGAUGAUGAGGAGAGUCAGGCAAUGCAAGAAGCCCAGCAUUCCUUUGCCUCGACAGAUUUCCAUAAUCCCAGGGACAGCUGUGUCCAUGAAAGGGAAGCCCUUGGAGAGACAUCUGGAUGUGACCACACGGAGACCAGCUGGUGGGAUGAAGUCCCAGCCCUGAGCUCAAUGUCCCCCAAAGCCAGACAGCCUACCAAUAAGCUCCAGGUGCCAGCAGUGACCCAGAGACCUGCCUGGGGGACCUGGCCACCAGUCCCAGUGGCUGGUGACAACAAGGGACCAACCACCUUGGUUCACCAUUCAGCCAGGCGCUGUGCAAAGGGACACUCGGUGCUAAUGAGGAAAUGGGAGUCCUCUGCCAGCAGCCACUGGAUGGUGCCACAAGACCAGGAACGAGCUGCAACAGCAUUCUACAGCUCCAGGCGCCUCCAGAACCUCAGCUGCAAUUCCUCUUCUUGAAACAGUGGGAACCCCAACCCAGUGGAUGACAAUUUGCGCAUACGCAACACCGAGCAAGGCUGGUUCUGCUAGUAAUGCCCAUCAGGAGAAAUGAAGUGAGUUUUCCAAAUUUUGUACCUUUCUAGCAGUGUGUGAGAUGACUGACUUUCACUUUUUUGAAAAAUACACCUUCUCAGCUGCUUCUCUGCUUUCCAGCUCAAACAUAUAUAAUUUCCGAUUGCUAGCUGCAAACAUUUGCAGGUUCAUUUAAAUGCCAGGGAUAAGGAAGCCCAGCAAGGCUGAGCAGAAGAGAGUGAAUUCCUUUAAGUUCCAUCAAAUGGCAGAAGUGCCUUCCAGAUAACAGUCUGCACCAACAUGUGAAAACACUGCACACAUUUUGUAAGUUCACAUGUCCCCAGGGAUGUAUGCACUCAGCUGCAUGCCCUAUCCAUUCCGAUACAGAGUUGGUCUGUAGCUGCAUACCUUUAGAAGGAAAUGUUUCCAUUUUAAUCUUUCAAGUUGAAAUAAAAGCUGUACCUGGUCUGUAUUAUUUGUUACAAUGCUAUUUCUGGACGUGUUAUUUCAUGGGUCAUUUAACAAAUGGUAUUCUUUUCAGUGAGCAUUGAUUGUAGUGAACACUGCUUUUAAUAAAUUAAAUCAAGAUGG
Molecule: messenger RNA, 4253 nt
Organism: Numida meleagris (helmeted guineafowl)
Lineage: Eukaryota; Metazoa; Chordata; Aves; Galliformes; Numididae
Gene: DZIP1L
Product: DAZ interacting zinc finger protein 1 like
Exons: 11
Coding region: 1426-3312 (628 amino acids)
Biological process (GO): cilium assembly
Cellular component (GO): cytoplasm; ciliary basal body
Source: RefSeq, a predicted model, not a curated record